AUGGUGAUAGAAGAGCAUGUUGUUGAAUAUGGCUUAACUAAAAUAUUUCUACUGACAAUCGAUUUAUGGCAGUAUAGUUACUUUAAUUUAUUAUUUUUGUUUUCUGCAGGUUAUGGAGCUCCGAAACUGAGGCAACUUGCAGACAAAGUUGCAGCUGCUGGAUAUUAUGUAGUUGUUCCGGAUUUCUUCUAUGGCGACCCAUUGACUCCUGGAGCCAACAUAGAAGAUUGGCUAAAAAACCAUGAGCAAGCGGUUGAUUUUGCUAAACAAGUUAUACAGGCUCUAAAAGAGAAGGGUGUAACUAAAAUUGGGGCUGCAGGUUUUUGUUGCGGCGCUAAGGUGGUUGUGGAGCUAGCAAAGGAUGGUGAAAUACAAUUUGCUGCACUCCUGCAUUCUUCGUUUGUCACUUUAGAUGAUAUCAAGGGGGUUAAGGUCCCUAUAGGGAUACUAGGUGCCGAGAUCGACAAACGAUCUCCACCAGAACUCGUCAAAGAAUUCAAGGCUGCCCUCUUAUGUCAUAUUUUGUUUUUUAAUCGAUAA
Messenger RNA from Helianthus annuus (common sunflower), 540 nucleotides. RefSeq names its product endo-1,3;1,4-beta-D-glucanase-like. Gene Ontology annotation, molecular function: hydrolase activity. Bases 1 to 540 code for a protein of 179 amino acids. The transcript is spliced from 6 exons. NCBI's taxonomy places the organism in Eukaryota, Viridiplantae, Streptophyta, Magnoliopsida, Asterales, Asteraceae. The record is from RefSeq and is a predicted model, not a curated record.